AUGGUUGCACCUACCGCACUAAAAAACUCUGAAACCUUGCAUGCAAAUGCAACAACUUCUAGUAGAAUAAUCGGUUUAAACAACACUGAGAAAAUAGAGGAAGACGACGACGAUGACGACGACGUCUUAAUAGACCAAGAAGAAACAGCAGCUCUCCCUUCAGGAGGACCUCCUACAAAAAUACAAGGACAAAAGAAAGAAUCUAAAGGUGUUGUGCUCGAUGAACAAGGGAAACCACGUUUCAGUUCAGCUAACCAAAAAGGUAGUACGAAAGUUAAGCUAGAAAGUAGAAAAAUCGCUGUACCACCUCAUAGAAUGACUCCUCUAAGAAACAGUUGGACUAAGAUAUAUCCUCCUUUAGUAGAUCAUUUGAAAUUACAAGUUAGAAUGAAUUUGAAAACUAAAUCUGUGGAAUUGAGAACUCAUCCAAAACAUACGACUGAUCCAGGUGCUUUACAAAAAGGUGCCGAUUUUAUUAAAGCCUUCACAUUGGGAUUUGAUUUGGAUGAUUCUAUUGCAUUGUUAAGAUUAGAUGAUUUAUAUAUUGAAACUUUUGAAAUUAAAGAUGUGAAAACAUUGACUGGGGACCAUUUGUCAAGAGCUAUUGGUCGUAUUGCCGGUAAAGAUGGUAAGACAAAGUUUGCCAUUGAAAAUGCAACCAGAACAAGAAUAGUCUUAGCAGACACUAAGAUCCAUAUCCUUGGGGGGUUUACACAUAUCAGAAUGGCCAGAGAAUCUGUUGUUAGUUUGAUUUUAGGUUCACCACCAGGUAAAGUGUAUGGUAAUCUACGUACUGUUGCUUCUAGAUUAAAAGAACGUUAUUAG
Messenger RNA from Naumovozyma dairenensis CBS 421, 825 nucleotides. It is a transcript of the gene PNO1, whose product is annotated as Pno1p. The coding region runs from base 1 to 825 and encodes 274 amino acids. The record is from RefSeq and is a predicted model, not a curated record. The transcript has a single exon. NCBI's taxonomy places the organism in Eukaryota, Fungi, Ascomycota, Saccharomycetes, Saccharomycetales, Saccharomycetaceae. Gene Ontology annotation, molecular function: RNA binding. Gene Ontology annotation, cellular component: nucleolus.